This is a messenger RNA of Lycium barbarum (goji berry), 885 nucleotides long. RefSeq lists its product as uncharacterized. NCBI's taxonomy places the organism in Eukaryota, Viridiplantae, Streptophyta, Magnoliopsida, Solanales, Solanaceae. Bases 1 to 885 code for a protein of 294 amino acids. The transcript has 3 exons. The record is from RefSeq and is a predicted model, not a curated record.
AUGACAUUUAACGAUGUUUAUGCUGUUAAAGAACGGUUUAGGAAAGAGUUGCAGGGUUUAGGAAAGAGUUGCACUUCAUCAAAUUCUUCUAAAAGCUCUCGAAAGAAUGUAACUCUAAGUUUCUUGUUUAUUUUAACAUUUAAUAGGAUUAUGGAUAAUCUAGAGCGUGGCUCGAUGUACGACAGGUUGGAUGGUCGAGGGGGUAUUAAUUCUAGUUUCAUAACUGGUGUUAAUAAGUUUCUUGAGUUCUCAUGUUCUCAAAGAAACCGCAUGAGUGGUGACGAUGUCAAAUGUCCGUGUAAAAAAUGUCACACUAUUAAAUUCAUGGAUGUUGAAACCGUUAAAUUGCACCUUCAAUCGUUUGGAUUUGCUGAGAACUAUUUUGUUUGGAAGUAUCAAGGGGAAAAAGAAGUGACCGGUGAGAUGUAUAGUGAUUUACAUAGUGGUACUCAACCUGAAUUGGGAUAUGAUAAUCCAUAUCGCCAAAUGGUUUUAGAUGCAGCUGGACCGAACUUUGUCCAGGGUUCGAGUAAUACUCAACCUGAGUCAUCUCAUCACUGUGAACCUUUGGUGGAGGAGGAAUCUAAUCCUUCAAUGGAGGAGGAGCCUAAUCUUGAGUCCCAGAGGUUUUAUGAUUUGCUACAAGCCGCUGAUGCAAAAUUGUAUCCUGGUUCUUCCCUCUCUCAACUCGCAGUAGUUUCUAGGAUGUUAAAUAUUAAAAGUGAGAAUACUUUGUCACAGAAGGGUUAUAAUCAAAUCACUACAACAAAUCUCACUAUUUGUGACGAAUUGUUUUGUCACUUAAAAGUCAUAUUUCGUCACAAAAAAAUCAUUCGUGACAAAAAGAAAAUCGUCAACCUUUCGUCCUUAAAAGUGGGUCGCUAA